Messenger RNA from Naegleria fowleri, 801 nucleotides. RefSeq lists its product as uncharacterized. NCBI's taxonomy places the organism in Eukaryota, Heterolobosea, Eutetramitea, Acrasida, Naegleriidae. Gene Ontology annotation, molecular function: RNA binding. The transcript has a single exon. The record is from RefSeq and is a predicted model, not a curated record. Bases 1 to 801 code for a protein of 266 amino acids.
AUGUCCCAAUCCAAUUACAAGAAAGUCGAAAAGCCUGGACGCAACAAUGCAGGUGGUGAUGCCUCCAGCAACAUUCAAAAGAAUGAAAUUAGAAUUACUGCUCAAGGUCGUAGUAGAUCCUACAUUUCCUAUGCUGUUGGCUUACUCGAUCCUUCUCUCCUUCAAAAGGAUGAAGCAACGAGUGCUGCUGAAACUAGUACUCCUCAACAACAACAACAACAAUACGAUAGUGUUGUAUUGAAGGCUAUGGGAAAGGCAAUCCAAAAGGCUGUUACCAUUGCUGAAGUGUUGAAGAGAAGAGUUGCUGGUUUGCAUCAAAUCACUUCCAUUGAAUCUCAAGAAAUUGAAGAUCAAUACGAACCAAAGGAAGAAGGAAUGGAUGUGGUUACUAAGAAGCGUACUGUGAGUUCCAUUAUUAUUAAAUUGUCCAAGAAGCCUUUGGAUACCAAUGCUUUGGGCUAUCAACCACCAAUUCCUGAAGAUCAAGUCACUGCUCCUCAAGUCAUUUCUGCCAAGAAGGUUCCAGGAGGUGGUGCUGGAAAGAGAAGAAAGAGACGUACUAGAGCUCCUGUCAAGUCCACUACUACUACUACUGGUGGUGGUGGUGGUGGCGCUACUACUACUGCAACCCAACAACCAACCAAGACACAAGGAACCAAACAACAACAAGCAACAACCACUCAAGCUGCUGCUGUCUCUGGAGGUAACAGAGGAAGAGGACGUGGUAGAGGUGGUAGAGGAAGAGGACGUGGUGGAAGAGGACAAGCAAGAAAACAAACUGCUGCAACAAGUCAACAAUAA